Etheostoma spectabile (orangethroat darter) is the source of this 4344-nucleotide messenger RNA. Its product is annotated as cohesin subunit SA-2. The record is from RefSeq and is a predicted model, not a curated record. Gene Ontology annotation, biological process: sister chromatid cohesion. Gene Ontology annotation, cellular component: chromatin; cohesin complex; nucleus. Lineage: Eukaryota; Metazoa; Chordata; Actinopteri; Perciformes; Percidae. Gene Ontology annotation, molecular function: chromatin binding.
GAAUGCGGUUAGGCUGUCCGUCAACUUGACUGUGAGAGUAAGGUGAAAACAGGGACGAUUUUCGUGGUGGAAAUGUUUUGUAUCAAUCUGACAGCUUUCGGAUUUAAAAUAACACAUCAACGAGCAUCGAGGAAGGAUGAAUCAGCGUGGAGAGGAUGCACAGACACACACCUGAGCCCUGUGUAAAGAUCUGAGGAGAUGAUACCAGAGGCCUCAGCUACAGCUGCAUCCAGAGCCUCAGCACAGAUGAACUCUCAUGAUGAGGCAAAUUCCUCCGGUGCUGUCAAUCACUCAGAGGACGAGUCGGGGAAUGAGAACAGACAAAAGAGUGUGAGACGAAGAAAAAGGCCGCACAAGGGCUCAGAGAAUGUCAAACGCAAAAGUGCCAAAGCCAGUUGCAGCAGUGUUAGCAGAGCCGGAGGCAGCCGCGGUAAACGGGGGCAUGUGGAGGCCGUCACCCUGUUCGAAGUGGUCACCAUGGGCAGGAGUGCCAUGCAGGUGGUGAUUGAUGACUGGAUUGAGGCUUAUGUGACGGACAGAGACUCUUCUCUCCUCGAUCUAAUCAGCUUCUUCAUCCAAUGCUCGGGGUGUAAAGGUGUGGUCACAGCAGAGAUGUGUCAGAGUAAAGAGGACAGUGAAAUCAUGAGUAAGAUGGUGGAGGAGCUGGAUGAGGUCUCUGGUCUGCAGUAUAAGAAGUUCCUGGCCUUCCCGUGGAUCCUCACAGUCACGUGGCCCAUGGAUACUGAUAGUGUGGAGUAUCCUCUGAUACAAUCUGGACCGUACGGACGCUGGUUCCACUCUGAGUUCUGCGAGUUUGUGUCCGUGCUGGUGGCUCAGUGUCAGCACAGCGUCAUAUUUGACGGUUAUCUGAUGAACACCCUCAUCUCACUGCUCACCGAGCUGUCGGACUCUUACGUACGGGCUUUCAGACACACCUGCACGCUAGCAGCGGUGAAGCUGCUGAGCUCUCUGGUGGGCGUGGCUCUGAGCCUGAGCGUCGGCAUUGAAAACAGUCAGAAACUACACGAGGUGCAGAAGACGAAGACGAGACAGAAAAGCACACUGCAACAGGAGAGAAUACAGAAGAAGAUCACCGAGCUGCAAGAGAAGAGGGCGGAGAUAGAGAGCAUGAUGGACAUCAUCUUCAAAGGAAUUUUUCUAAAAAGAUAUCGCGAUGUGCUUCCAGAAAUCCGCUGUAUCUGUAUGGAGGAGUUGGGUUUGUGGAUGAAGCUCUACAGUUCUGCAUUUCUCACUGACAGCUACCUCAAAUACAUGGGCUGGAUGAUGCACGACAAGAUGCCAGAUGUGCGUCUGAAGUGUGUGUUAGGUCUACAGGGUUUGUAUGGAGAUCCCCCUCUCCUCCCUAAACUUGACCUGUUCACCAACCGCUUCAAGGACCGGAUGAUCUCCAUGACUCUGGAUAAGGACAAUGAAGUGGCAGUGCAGACCAUGAAACUGCUGCUUCUUAUCUCCAAAACGUCUGAUGUGCUUAGUCCAAAGGACUACAAGCAGCUGCUCCAGUUUGUUUACUCUUCUCAGCGCCCUUUAGCGGCCACUGCAGGGGAGCUGCUCUUUUCACGGCUUCUCAACACUGUAGCCCCUGCAUCUGAUACUCAGGAUGAAAUAAAUGAGGAGGAGGCCCAUAAACAACAAACAUCUGCCAGACUGAAGGCUCUGCUGCAGUUCUACCAGGAGUCUAAGCUGCACAAGCAUGUGGUGUACCUAGUGGACAGUCUGUGGGACUGUGGUGGAGCCCUGCUGAAGGACUGGCACACACUCACAUCUAUACUGCUGCAGGACUCUUCCUCACACUUACCAGGUCUUACUCAGGCAGAACAAGCAGUGCUUGUAGAGCCUGUAGCAUCGGUGCGCCAGGCUGCAGAGGGCCCAGCGCUGGCAGGAAGGAGCGGAGCCAAGAAGGUAAUGAAUGCCAGAGAAAAGAAAAUUCAGAUUGAUGACUGCACUAAGCUCACUGGUCAUCUCCUCGUGGUGCUUCCUAAGUUACUGUCCAAGUUUUCAGGUAGUUGUGACAUUGUUGCCUCCCUGAUGAAGAUUCCUCAGCACUUCCUCUUUGAAUGUCUUGAGGCUGACAACACACAGGCUGUAUCCGGCCUGACGGCAGAGAUAGGGGCUGUGUUGGAGCGCCACUCGGGCCCCCCUGUUCUGGAGGCUGCAGCCCGUACGUUCCUUAGUCUGUGUGGGGCGGAGACGGCCUGCUGCUCCGUGGCCCGGGCCGCCAGAGACUCUCUGGUCCAGCGCUGGGUGGAUCAACUGACAGCACUGCUGGGGGACACCCUAUCACUUAAGGGUGAGAGUCAAAGUUUCUCUGCUGACGAGGAGAAAACUGGAGAGAUUUUAGCCACACUGAAGAAACUCCGAGCUUUCCACAACUGUCAUGACCUCCUCAAGUGGAACGUGUUUGAGCUUUUGUCUCCUCUCCUGUCAGUGGAGAGCAGCGAGGGAGGAGCACCGCCUGAGGUGCUACUGGAGGUGCUGCAGUGUCUGUGUUACUGCAUGCUCUGGUCUCUCAACACCAGUACUGAAACGUUAACCUCCAGAGAACCCCCAAAAUCCAACGAGGACAGCGGACUUGGGGGCCUGGUGUUUGAAAACCCGCUUUCCCCAGUUCUACGUUCCUCUAAAACCCCCAGUCCCAAACUGCAGAGGGCGCUGUUGACCUUUGUGUGCAUGCACAUCUUUGUUGGACCGGACUGUGACAGCCAGAGCAGCGUGAGUGAAAACUCUGAAGUGGAGAGGCUGGAGGACCUUCACAAACGAAGAAAUCUGCUGGCGGCCUUCUGCAAACUGAUAGUUCAUGGAGUGCUGGAGACGAGCAUGGCAGCUGAGGUCUUCAUGUACUAUGUGAAGUACUAUAACGACUUCGGAGACAUCAUCAAGGAGAUGAUGUACAGGACCAGGCAGAUGGAUAGAAUAGAGAGUGCUCGGACACUGGUGCUCUGUUUGCAGCAGCUGUUUGUCCGUCUGAAGCGAGAGCAGGAGAGCGGCACUAGGGCUCACCCAGGGGUCCAGACCUUCACCUGCAUCAAGGAGCUCGCCAGGCGGUUCGCCCUCACCUUCGGGGACCUCGUCAAGUUUCGUGAGUGUGUCGUCAUGAUCCACAGGAACGGCAUAGAGUUUGUUUUCCAAGAGUUUAGUCAGACCCCAGAAACACCUACGCCACCGUACCUCUCCUACCUGACCAUCCUCAGUGAGUUCUCCAGCAAACUCCUCAAACCGGACAAGAAAACAGUGUUCUCCUACCUGCAGAAGCACACUGUGGAGCAUAUUAUUGACCUCAGGGAGGAGUGCUGGCAGCCUCUCAUCUACUACCGUGUUUCCCUGUUGGCUGUGGUUGAAGGAGAAGAUGCCAUGUCCUACGUUAGCUCCGACAGAAAGCUGCACCUGCCAAAUCGCUCUCCCUUCUCCAGACAAAAGCUAGAAGGAAGCAAGUCCCCCUGCGCAUUCAGCCCUGUCGACUCCAAAGUUAGUAAAGUUCCCAAGUCCAGCUUCAGUCUAAGCAAUCAGGAAAGGACAACUGACAUGGAUCCCUUUUCUGUCCCGGUGGAACCUCCUGCAAAAAGACUGAGCAUCGAGGGAUCUGUCCUCAGCACCGGAAACGAGGCGGAUAACGACACUGUGGAAGUCGAACUGUAACAAUUAGGAAGUUGUAGGAGAAUCGGUGCUGCUGUCUAGAUGACGAAAACCUCACACUGGACAUCACAAUAUUUGGAGCGAGACGUUUUCCUUUUUUUGUGUCUUCUCUGUGCUGAUGUGCAGACUUCCCAUUUUUGCUGUACAUCAUGUGUUAUAUGAGGACAUAGUUUUAAAGGUGCCCUGCCACACCUAUUUCAUUACUUUGUGGUAAUGUCUGAAGUUCUACCAUGAACUCUUUAACAUUUUUAAAUAGUCCCACAAUUCUAGUGUGGGAAGCCUGCAGGAAGACUAGAAUUUGUGCCAGUUCUCAUUAACAUUCAGCGAGCUAAGCUGAUUGGCUAACAGCUAGCCAAUGAGAGCCUUGCUAGCAGCAUCUUUUACCCAGUGCAACUGGGAGAGCUCAUGAAUAGUAAUAGAGCUCAGGCAACAUGACGUUCAUUUUCCCAUUCACCAACAUAACACAAACACAUAUGGACCUAUCAUAUUUCAAAAAAUGCAAAACGGUGUUGUGUGGCAGGGCACUUUUUAAAGGAUGACUCAACAAUAUUACAUUAUAUAUAUUUUUUCAUUGUCAACAAAUCCCAUGAAAAACAAAAACCACAAAGAAUUGAUUGUACUAUUACUUUUGCAGCUAAAGCCUGAUACAUCUUAAUCUUCAGUGCCAUAAACCUCAAUUGUUGCCCCUAAAGU